CUUGUGUUUUGAUACCUCUGACUCUCUCCUUCCCCUAGCCACCCUUCUUCCUCCAAUUAAUUGUCAUUACACGCAACCAGUUAAAAUAAAUAAUAGCAAAUAAACAAACCAAAAACAGUAACGUGGUGUUGGACUUUCUAGACAGACCUCAAUUUCAUAACAAAGAAAGAAUCACUAAGCUGAUGAGAUCUGUCUUCUUCUUCUUCUACUUCCUCUGCUUCCUCUGUUUCUUCUUCUUCUCACUCUCUUUCCUUUUAAAGGAUUUUGAACUAGAAACAAAAACUGUAUUCCAUCAAUCAGCUCAGCUGAGAGAGAUUAAUCAAACGUUUUAACAACAAUGUCAAUGCAUGGAAAGACAGAUUCAGAGGUGACGAGUCAAGCGCCGUCAUCACCAAACCGGGCCAUUUACUAUGUGCAGAGCCCAUCAAGGGAUUCUCACGAUGGGGAAAAGACCACCAAUUCUUUCCACUCUACUCCAAUCCUCAGCCCAGUUGGAUCCCCCGGCCGGCACUCCCGGGACUCAUCGUCGACUAGAUAUUCGGGUUCGCUCAAACCCGGAUCCCAGAAAUCGAGUAACGGGUCCAGGAGGCACAGUCAUCAGAGGAAAACAGGGGAAAAGCAGUGGAAAGAGUUUGAUGCUAUUGAAGAAGAGGCGCUUCUUGAUGAAGAAGGCGGUCGUAAACCAAUCCCUCGUCGGUGUUACGUUUUGGGUUUUAUUGUCGGAUUCAUUGUGCUUUUCACUUUCUUUUCUUUGAUCUUGUGGGGCGCCAGCCGGAAUCAGAAGCCUGUUGUUACGAUGAGGAGUUUGACAUUUGAUCAAUUCACGGUUCAAGCCGGUUCGGAUGCAUCAGGAGUAGGCACUGAAAUGUUAACCAUGAAUUCCACUGUAAGGCUCACUUUCCGGAAUAAGGGUACAUUUUUUGGGAUCCAUGUAUCACCGACAACUUUGGAUCUCUCUUUAACUGAACUCACCGUCGCCACCGGAACGGUAAGUCUUUCCUACUUCAUCAGCUUUGUGGACUAAUUCACAUUCAACUCAUUAAAAUUUAAAUGUUCAUUUCUUGGGGGGGAUUUUGUAGAUAAAGAAAUUCUACCAAUCGAGGAGGAGUCAGAGAACCAUAGCGGUGAAUUUGAGAGGAACCGGAAUUCCGUUGUACGGAGGAGGAGCCGAUUUGGGCAGCAAAUAUGGGAAACCGACAUUGCCGGUGCCGUUGAACUUGAAUUUUACAGUGAAAGCCACAGCUUAUGUGUUGGGGAAAUUGGUGAAGCCGAAAUUCCAUAGAAGGGUCAGUUGUGAUGUGGUUUUAGACCCUCUGAAAAUGGGUACUGCUCGGGCUUUAAAGAACAACUGCACUUACUGGUAGAACAGACCGAGAUGGUGUAAAACAUAAAAAGAAAGACCCUUUAAUUUGCAUUUUUUAUACUUGUUUGUAGAACUCGUCUUUGUAUAAUUCGUGAUGUUUAUUGUUGUAAUUUCAUAGGAAAAAUGGCGGGAAAGUUUUGAUUUGAGAGUUUGAGUUCAUCUUCAUUACUCCUCCUGUGGCUUGACAGCUGCGGAGAUAGUUCUGGGAGCAUGAAAUCCGGAAAACAAGCGAUAUGCAGAAAAUGGGUCAAUUUUUCAG
Molecule: messenger RNA, 1622 nt
Organism: Oldenlandia corymbosa var. corymbosa
Lineage: Eukaryota; Viridiplantae; Streptophyta; Magnoliopsida; Gentianales; Rubiaceae
Source: the annotation of a GenBank genome assembly